AUGCAUCGUAUGGGCAAAGUUGCUUGGUACAGCCAGUUGGCUAACCGGCUGCGGCAAUCAAAAAGCCCGUAUCUUCAAGGCCAUAAAAAUAACCCCGUGGCAUGGCAAGAUUGGUCUCCAGAGACCCUUGCUUUGGCCAAAGAUCUCAAUCGCCCAAUCUUUCUGUCCAUUGGCUACCAUUCAUGCCAUUGGUGCCAUGUGAUGAAUCGUGAGUCUUUUUCCAAUGAAACUGUUGCCGAAGCUAUUAAUGACAAUUUCGUGCCCGUGAAAGUUGAUAAAGAAGAGUGGCCCGAUCUCGACCAUAUUUAUAUGAUGUACCUGCAGGCUUCCUAUGGUCAAGGAGGGUGGCCAUUGAAUGUGUUUCUUACCCCCGAGUCAUUGGAACCAUUUUUCGGUGGUACGUACUGGGCUGGCCCUGAUGUUGGCUCGGAGACACAAAUGGGCAAUGCAAUCCCGAUGCUGGAUGUGCUGAAAGCUGUGGAUCAGCAAUGGCGCCAAAAUGAGCAGCAGUGCCGCGAGUCUGCUGCGAAGACAGUGAAGUCUCUUGCGUCUUUAGUGGAUUCUAAAAGCUCCGGUGGAUCAAUUGAGCUUGAUAAACAAGCAUUGGUUUCUCAAAUUGAGAACUCAGUGUUGGGCUCUUUCGAUAAAGAAUUUGGUGGGUAUACUGCAGCGCCCAAAUUUCCCAUGGGCCACAUGCUAAGGUUCAUUCUAGCUAGCCGAAAGAAUUUCAGUCCCGAAGUUGGUGAAAGUGCCGAGUUCACAUUGAAAAAGAUUCUCCAAGGAGGAAUCAAAGAUCAGGUUGGUAAUGGCAUUUCCCGAUAUUCAGUUUCGCGGGAUUGGUUCCUGCCUCAUUUCGAAAAGAUGCUCUACGACCAAGCCCUUCUUUUGCAGGCAUGCCUUGAGUCAGACACCGAGCCUGCUCAAGAACUCGCUGACGAUUUAUGCCAGUAUCUUAUUUCGGGACCUCAACGGGUCGAUGGCCUAUGGGUCAGCGGAGUAGACGCGGAUAGCAUGGGCGAAGAUGGCAGAAUGCAUGAAGGUGGAUACUACACGUGGACAAUGGCUGAAUUUGAGAAAGUCUUCAGUCAGAGACCGCUGUUUGACGCCGAUAUUAAUGCAAUGUAUUACGGUGUGAAAGACAACGGAAAUGUCAACGCUGAUCUUGACCCCCAAGGCGAACUUGCCGGCAAAAACGUUCUAAGUGUACAUGAGAGUGUUGAAAACGUGGCAGCUACCUUUGGCAAAUCUAAAGAGUAUAUUGAGACUGUGCUCUCCCGAGGCAAGAUUGCUCUGCGUGAAGCCAGAGCUAAACGGGCACCUCCUGCUAUUGACGAGAAAAUAAUUACCGGCUGGAAUGGUCUAACAAUUGGUGCGUUGGCAAGAGCCAGCUGGAAGCUUGGCCGAACAGACGUACUUGGCGAAGCAGUUGAAUCUAUGAGCCUACUGUUUCAAACGAAUUUCCAUCAUGGUGAACUUAUGCGCACUUCAGAUGGUAUUCCAAGCACUCACGAAGACUAUUCCUACUUGAUUUCGGGACUUCUCGAUCUUUAUGAGGCCACGUUUAUUGUCCAGUAUCUUGAACGAGCCAGGAAUUUGCAACUAGAAGCGAUUAAGAAGUUUAGCGACCCGCGCGGCGGCUUCUAUGCUUCUCAGAACUGGCCCUGGCUUAUUUUCCGUCCUAAAUCCGGGUUCGACUCUGCCGAACCUUCAUCUAACGGCGUUGCGUUAUCCAAUCUUGUGCGACUUGGACGCAUGACUCAAACCAAGCAAUUCUUCGAUGAAGCCGAGAAGCUAAUCGGUUGUUACAGUGCCGAUAUCAAAGAACAGCCCAUGGGAUAUUUGUCGAUGCUGCAGACUGUGCUCAACGACGCUGGCAUCUAUGCCAUAAUUGGUGACGGUGACAUGAGCCGGCACCUGCCCGCAAUCAAUGCCGCGCUUUCUCGAGGUGCCAGUGUUAUCAAAGUUGACAAGGACAGCGUGCACUUUUUCGACUCCCUUGAAGAACAAUGGGAGAACGCUUCCGAAGUUGAAUUUGUGGCCAUCUAG
Wickerhamiella sorbophila is the source of this 2046-nucleotide messenger RNA. RefSeq names its product Spermatogenesis-associated protein 20. The transcript has a single exon. The record is from RefSeq and is a predicted model, not a curated record. Lineage: Eukaryota; Fungi; Ascomycota; Dipodascomycetes; Dipodascales; Trichomonascaceae. Gene Ontology annotation, biological process: carbohydrate metabolic process. Bases 1 to 2046 code for a protein of 681 amino acids.